GAGGCAGAGGACAGAGAGUUAAAGGAGAAAAAAGAGGUAGGAGAGAGAGAAGGGAAGAAAGAUAAAGGAGGGUUGGAGGUAUUUGAUUGAAGGAGGUGAGAAAGAGGGAGCUUGGAGGUAAAGAGGAGACCUCAGAAGGAGACAGAACCAAGAGUGGGAAAUGUGGAGGGGAAACAGCCCAGGGGGUAACCUUGGAGCAGCCACAGAGGGAACCAGUGGAGAACUGGGGGGACAGGGGAACUGGGGUCUGGAAGAUGCCCCAGGCCUCCUGGCCAGGGCCUCCCUGCCCAUCAUGCCUGCGUGGCCAUUGCCCCUGGCCUCCUCAGCCUUAACCCUGCUCCUUGGAGCCCUCACUUCCCUUUUCCUCUGGUACUGUUACCGUCUGGGCUCCCAAGACAUGCAGGCCCUGGGGUCUGGGAGUCGGGCUGGGGGUGUCAGUGGAGGAGGAUGCUCUGAGACUGGCAGGCCAAGCCCAGGGAGUUCUGGGGAGCCUGGGGAAGGAUCCAGGACAGAAGGCCUAGUGAGCCGUCGCCUGCGGGCCUAUGCCAGGCGCUACUCUUGGGCCGGGAUGGGUAGGGUAAGGAGGGCAGCUCUAGGUGGCCCAGGCCCUGGGGGAGGGCCAGGGGUCCUGGGCAUUCAGCGUCCAGGCCUGCUUUUCCUGCCAGACCUGCCUUCAGUCCCCUUCGUGCCACGGGAUGCCCAGCGGCAUGAUGUGGAGCUCCUGGAGAGCAGCUUCCCUGCCAUUUUGCGGGACUUUGGGGCUGUGAGCUGGGACUUCUCAGGGACAACUCCUCUGCCUCGGGGCUGGUCCCCACCCCUGGCCCCUGGGUGCUACCAGCUCCUGCUGUACCAAGCAGGCCGGUGCCAACCCAGCAACUGCCGCCGGUGCCCAGGGGCCUAUCGGGCACUGAGGGGGCUGCGGAGCUUUAUGAGUGCCAACACCUUCGGCAAUGCUGGCUUUUCUGUCCUCCUGCCUGGGGCUCGGCUUGAGGGUCGCUGUGGGCCCACCAAUGCCCGGGUCAGAUGCCAUCUGGGUCUGAAGAUUCCUCCUGGCUGUGAGCUGGUGGUUGGGGGUGAGCCCCAGUGCUGGGCUGAGGGACACUGUCUACUGGUGGAUGACUCGUUCCUGCACACAGUGGCUCAUAAUGGUUCCCCAGAAGAUGGGCCUCGAGUGGUCUUCAUCGUGGACUUGUGGCACCCCAAUGUGGCUGGGGCUGAGCGCCAGGCCCUUGACUUUGUCUUCGCACCAGACCCUUGAAGGAAAGGGUUCCUUUCAGACAUCUGGGCUGGAGAGAGGCUGCACUCAGGGAUGGCUUGAGUGGUAGCCAGGACCUCUUCUCCACUACAGGGGGUUGGGCGGGGCUGAGGGUGGGAAUGGACCAGCCAACACUGAAAUACAGAUUUUAAACCCUCUCCUAACUCCUGACUACCUUUUUCUAGCUACCAGCCCAGCUCAAGGCUUUGGGCAGGAGCUCCUGUCCUCUCCCAUCCAACUAGCCAAGUACCUCCUCAACACAAGCCAUCUCCCCGAUCCAACCCCUGCCCGGAGCCAGCACCAGACCCUCAACUCAACUUUAUUCCAAUAAUUUAAUAGAAAAUUAAAAUAAAUAAUAUGAAACAGA
Molecule: messenger RNA, 1622 nt
Organism: Suricata suricatta (meerkat)
Lineage: Eukaryota; Metazoa; Chordata; Mammalia; Carnivora; Herpestidae
Gene: ASPHD1
Product: aspartate beta-hydroxylase domain containing 1
Exons: 3
Coding region: 161-1258 (365 amino acids)
Source: RefSeq, a predicted model, not a curated record